This is a messenger RNA of Patella vulgata (common limpet), 1372 nucleotides long. RefSeq names its product glyoxylate reductase/hydroxypyruvate reductase. Gene Ontology annotation, cellular component: cytosol. The record is from RefSeq and is a predicted model, not a curated record. The transcript is spliced from 4 exons. Lineage: Eukaryota; Metazoa; Mollusca; Gastropoda; Patellidae. Bases 155 to 1099 code for a protein of 314 amino acids. Gene Ontology annotation, molecular function: glyoxylate reductase (NADPH) activity; hydroxypyruvate reductase [NAD(P)H] activity; hydroxypyruvate reductase (NADH) activity.
GGUCAUAACAAUAACAGCCUUGAUAAAAGGUGAAGGACGUCAGUUAUUAAAGUUUCUGCUGUCUCCUGUCAUCGUGAACAACGACUUUGAAGAUUUCUCUCAAGCAUCGUUGCGGUUGAAUAUAUAGCUAGUACAUUUGGUAACGUGGUAAAAAAUGAAGUUAAAAAUAUAUGUUACGAGAAUAGUACCACAAGAGGGUAUAGAUAUCAUAAAAGAUAAAUAUGAUGUAGAUGUGUGGGAUAGUGAAGAUGUAAUACCAUAUGAAGCAUUACGAGAAAAGGUUGUUGGUAUAACAGCCUUGUUCUGUACUAUAAGUGACAAUAUAGAUGCUGGUAUACUAGAUGCAGCAGGUCCAUCACUCAAGGUAGUAGCUACUAUGUCAGUUGGUCAACAUCAUAUUGACCUUGAAGAGUGUAAACGUCGUGGUAUCCAAGUUACUAAUACACCAGAUGUUGCUUCUGAUAGUGCAGCUGAACUGACUGUUGCUUUGUUACUGUUGACAACAAGACGACUUUUGGAAGGGUUUGAAGCUGUAAAGAACGGAGAGUGGGGAAAGUGGAAGCCAAUGUGGAUACUGGGAACUGAAUCAUUGAAUCGUACACUUGGUAUAAUGGGAAUGGGUAGAGUUGGUUUUGGUGUUGCGCGUCGUCUCAAACCAUUUGGUGUCUCGAGAAUAAUCUAUUAUGACGUCACACAGGCUGCCUUUGCUGAUGAUGUAGGUGCAGAAUUAGUGUCAUUUGAAGAAUUGUUGAAGGAAUCUGAUCUUCUAUGUGUAUGUUGUGCACUCACUCCACAAACAAGACAUAUUUUUGAUAAAUCGGCUUUCAGUAAAAUGAAAUCCAGUGCUGUAUUGAUCAACACAUCUCGUGCGGCCUUGUUACAGCAAUCUGAUUUAUAUGACGCUUUGAAAGAAGGUCAAAUAUCUGCAGCAGGACUUGAUGUAACUGACCCAGAACCGUUACCCAUUAAUCACCCACUCUUAUCAUUACCUAAUUGUGUUAUAUUACCACAUCUUGGUACAAAUACCACCGAUGCUCGAUCAAAUAUGUCCAUUAACACAGCCAUGAAUAUACGAGCUGUGUUAGAACCAUUGGAAUAAAGCGACUUCAAGGCUGAGAAGCAAAACAAAUAUUGGCAUUUGGAUAUGCAACAUUGAAAACACUUCUAGAUAUGUUUUUAUGUUAUUUUAAUUUCAAUUUAUUACAAAGGGCAAAAUGUAAUUAAGAAUGGCCUUUGGCCCAAUUUUGUGCUCUUUUUAAAUAGAGUUAUUAUUACAUGUAUUAUAUGAAUAGAGUAAUGUUUUUUGUAUGUUAUUAUAUAAUCAGUGAAUAUUGUUAUUAUACUUAUGUUAAUAAAACUUAGAAUACAUUAA